Messenger RNA from Hermetia illucens (black soldier fly), 1278 nucleotides. RefSeq names its product ubiquitin-like-specific protease ESD4. Gene Ontology annotation, molecular function: nucleic acid binding; deSUMOylase activity. Gene Ontology annotation, cellular component: nucleus. Gene Ontology annotation, biological process: protein desumoylation. The record is from RefSeq and is a predicted model, not a curated record. NCBI's taxonomy places the organism in Eukaryota, Metazoa, Arthropoda, Insecta, Diptera, Stratiomyidae. The transcript has 4 exons. Bases 1 to 1278 code for a protein of 425 amino acids.
AUGGGUUGCUUGAUGGGAGAUUCCAUAGCAUUGAUAAAGAUAGAAAGUACAAAUGCAAAUCGCCUAACCUGGUUAGAGGAAGCAUCAGCACUACUUCAGUUAGUUCAACCUGAAGCACAACAAUCAUACGUCCUGCGACUAAUCCUUUAUAAACUACAAGGCGAAGCUAGAAGUGUAGCACAAAACAUUCCUAAUCCGACAUGGAAAACCAUUAGACAUAUCCUCGUAACAACGUUUGGAGUAAACGAAACUUAUGGAACAUUAGUAAAUAGAAUACAUGAAAAUAUUAACAUUGAAAUACAUUUUACUUCAUCGAAAUCACACGCGGGAAAUUCCGACAAGAAUAGAUGUCAUAAAACCCUUUUGGAACAAAUAAGAAUUCUAAUUCAAACUAAAUCAACCUCAAACAUUAGCGAACAAGUAUUAAAAGCAGUAGAACAUUACAAUAAUACAAUACAUUCUACAAUACAAACAAAACCUAUAAACGUACAAUAUGGAAAAAUAGAAAAAUCUAAAUUAGAUAAAACAUUAAAUGAUAAAAAACUAAAAUGGAUUGAAUAUUACAAUAAAACUAGAGAACCCAUAUCAGAAAUCGAAAACGGAAAAGUGUACAUAAUAAACUAUGAAACAAAUAAUCGACAACGUUUUAUUAUAAAAACAAAUACGGAUAAUUCAAUCGUAACAACUAAAUAUAACUUAAACAUUACAAAAAAGGACAUUGAGACCUUAACGGACAACAAUUGGUUAAACGAUCAAAUAGUAAACUUCUACUUGAACUUAAUAGCAGACGAUAAUACCAAAAAACUUAAUCAAUCUAAAAUCCACGUAAUGAACACAUUCUUAUUGCCAAUACUAAAAACCUCCGGAUACAACGCAAUCAAGAGAUGGACGAGAAAAGUCAAUAUAUUCUUAUACGGCCUCAUAAUAAUACCUGCACAUCAAAACAAUAAUCAUUGGACUUUAGCAAUCAUAGAUUUGAAAAACCAAACAAUAAAAAUAUAUGAUUCAUUAGGAAACAACGACGGUAGCACACCAAAAUUACUUUGCGAAUAUCUAGAAAAAGUAUCCUUAGAUAAACUUCACAAUCCUUUCAAUACUUCCAACUUUACAAUAGUAAACGAAAAGAAUAUCCCUGCACAGAAUAAUAAUAAUGACUGUGUAGUCUUUGUUUGUACAUUUGCGAAAUAUGUAGCUAAAAAUAAAACAAUAAAGAAAAGAAUAAUAUUACAAAUAGUUCAACAAUCACGAGAUAAUAAAAAAUAUGAACCAACAGAUUAA